Molecule: messenger RNA, 1258 nt
Organism: Ipomoea nil (Japanese morning glory)
Lineage: Eukaryota; Viridiplantae; Streptophyta; Magnoliopsida; Solanales; Convolvulaceae
Exons: 4
Coding region: 356-991 (211 amino acids)
Source: RefSeq, a predicted model, not a curated record
CCAACCGUAAUUAACAAGUAUUAUCAUAAUCAUAUCAUAUGUUAAUAAUAUAACUAAAUUAUGGCUGUUUCUUAUGUGUAAAGCUGGAGAGAAGAUCAUGUGUCAGAAUAAAUAAAUAAAUAAAUAAAUAAAUAAUACUCUGGAAAUUAAAUAGAUGAGAAGUUGAUUAGGUAAUGGCGUUAGUGAUGAACGCACGAAAACGUGUACACUAUAAAGGGCCCAGAAGAGGAGAAGUUUCAAUUCGUCUUCUUGACCGGCUUUCCAAGUAGCCCUCCAAAAACCCCCCCAACGGUCUAAGCAUUCAAUCAGUUUUCAUUUCUCGCCGGAAAUUCAAGAAGAGCAGGCCGGGAAGACGAUGAGUUUCUUGAAAGAGGAGAAGAGGAACAGGGCGUUGAGGUGGAUCAAGACUCUCUUCUUCUUGAUCACCAUGCUAAUCUCUCUCCUGGUCUUCUCCGCGCCGAUUCUCGUCGGAAUCGCCGACGCCGUUCUCCCGUCGGCGCUGCUCUCGGCGUCCUGGUCCCCGGCGGCGUCUCUGUCUUCUAUUCUCACCACCUACGACUUCCGCUACUCCCUCGUCGACAUCCCCCUCGUAUCCAUCGUCCGCUCCGCCAUCAUUCUAUGUGUGUACAGUUCGUGCGACGGCCCAAGUCUAUCGAGGGGGCCGUACCUGGGAAUCGCGACCGUGUGUUCGGUAACGUCGUUAGUUUUCGUGUCGCUGAAGGCGUCGUACGUUUUCGGGAACAGUUCGAGGUCGAGAUACGACGGCGUUAAUGGAGGUCAUCAUGUCCGGGCCGCCGCCGCCGCGGCUGAGAUGGCGAUGUUUGCGUGCUCGGUGGCUAUGGCGAUUGCGCACAUCGUGGUGGCGUAUAGGAUCAGUUGCAGAGAGAGAAGAAAGCUUCUUGUUUACAAGAUCGAUAUCGAAGCUGUAACAGCAUGCAAAAAGGGAUUUUCUAGGUACCCAAAGAAGAUCCAAGAAGAAAGAGUGAAGUAAUUGAAGAACAAUAGUACAUACAUAACAUAUCCAUUUUUUUGUUUGUACUCUUUUCUCUGGCCAGCCAGUUCUCUCACAGCCAGGUUUUAGGUUUAUCCAAAGGAGAACCUCAUCCUGAUUGGUCUGAGAAUUUUUUUUUUUAUAGUAUAUGUGAGAGCAGAAGUAUAGGAGGAUGCAACAAUGAUUCAUAGCCUACCUAACAUGUACAGAUUUUUGUUGUUUUUAUAAUAAAGUAAUAUAUAAUGGGUAUUUAAUUAUGAUUGUGAA